This is a messenger RNA of Siniperca chuatsi (mandarin fish), 2142 nucleotides long. RefSeq names its product homeobox A11a (gene hoxa11a). Gene Ontology annotation, biological process: anatomical structure development; regulation of transcription by RNA polymerase II. Gene Ontology annotation, molecular function: RNA polymerase II cis-regulatory region sequence-specific DNA binding; DNA-binding transcription factor activity, RNA polymerase II-specific. The transcript is spliced from 2 exons. The coding region runs from base 116 to 1003 and encodes 295 amino acids. Gene Ontology annotation, cellular component: nucleus. Lineage: Eukaryota; Metazoa; Chordata; Actinopteri; Centrarchiformes; Sinipercidae. The record is from RefSeq and is a predicted model, not a curated record.
CUGCUUAGCGAACCUGCUUCAAAGAGGCAGGAGGCACGGAGCUUCAGAGCCAUGUUCAGGGCGGUUAUAGAGGAAUCAAACCCCAACAAAGAGUUGUAGUAGAGGGUGAACUACGAUGAUGGAUUUUGACGAAAGGGUCCCCGUCGGAUCGAACAUGUAUUUGCCCAGUUGCACGUAUUACGUAUCGGCGGGGGCUGAUUUCUCCGGUCUUCCCUCGUUUUUAUCCCAGACCCCGUCCACCCGCCCCAUGACAUACUCCUACUCCUCUAACCUGCCGCAGGUCCAACCAGUCAGAGAGGUGACGUUCAGGGACUAUGCAGCCAUUGACGCGUCCGGUAAAUGGCCGCACCGGGGGAACUUGCCUCAGUGCUACCCCAGCGCGGAGGACAUGGUUCACCGGGACUGUCUGUCGGCGCAAACUGCCGUCGUAGGGGACAUGUUCGGUAAAAACAGCCCCGCCGCCGCCGCGUACCACCACCACCACCACCAUGCCAGCGCCGGCUCCGCUGCCACCAAUUUCUACGGGAACGUGGGCAGAAAUGGCGUGCUGCCACAAGCCUUCGACCAGUUUUAUGAGACAGCGUACGGGAACGCGUCGGAGAGCUCCUCCACAAAUGGCUACUCAGGGGACAAAACCCCGACUAAGCAACCCAGCUCUGCGCCGGAGGACGCACCGUCAUGCCGGGAUACCGAAGCGAAGGAGCAACGGGAUGAGACGAGCAGCCCGGAGUUAUCUUCCGGCAACAAUGAGGAGAAAUCCAGCAGCAGCAAUGGACAGAGGACCCGCAAGAAAAGGUGUCCUUAUUCCAAAUAUCAGAUCAGAGAACUUGAAAGAGAAUUCUUUUUCAGUGUGUACAUUAACAAGGAGAAACGCAUGCAACUGUCUCGGAUGCUCAACCUCACCGACCGACAAGUGAAGAUUUGGUUUCAGAACCGCCGCAUGAAGGAGAAGAAACUGAACAGAGAUAGAUUACAAUAUUAUACGUCUAACCCUCUGCUUUAGGGGUCAAACACAGCACCGUCACAGCCUUCAAAGUCCUCUGCUGUGGGACUGACUGCGUUUACAGACUGGCUCUCCGGCUGUGACUCUCCCAGUGUACAUUGUGUACCACAAUGGCCGCGACAGCAGCAGCAACACUGCUCAAUGGUUAAUUUCAAGUUCGAGGACAACAGUACCCUGUGAUCUGAAUGAACUAACGAUUGAGCAUGAAUUAAGACAGUCUGUGGACUUUGAUUUCGCUCUUAAAACUCUGUUUUGGGAAAAAUGUAGAAACGGAUAUUUGUCCUCGCGAAGACUGUGCUUGCGAAGGCCCAUGUUAAUAUUAUUGUGACUCACAGACGCCUUGUUUAUUUUCCUUUCACACGGGCAAAAAAUAGCAGUCACUAAUUGACUGACCCAGUGUAUUUUGUAAUCAAAAGAUGUAUUUUAGCCUACUUGUUUUUCUGUUUUUAAAAUCAGAAAAGUGGUGGAUUUAGGAUCAUGACGACUUUAAUAACUGAAUCUAUAUUGGUGUGACCAAAUAAUGAGUCCGAACGGAUGAGAAUGUGAUGUGUUUGUUUUGUGUGCUUAUUUAUUUUGUAGCCACUCGUUUACUAUCUCCUUUUCAUGCCACGGGUAACCAAGUCAAAGUCCAUUAUUACAGGCAGGCUAUUGGGAUUCCGUGUUCAGUCUGGGCUGACCUCAAAACGAGCUUUUGUCGUCUUUCCUGUAGCCUGCAGAAUGAGGGCUGUACGUAUUUAUAUUUUGCGUAUCUUUCAAUACCUUAAUCCAUGUUGUCCCUUUUUGAUUUUUGGAGACUAUCAGUCUAGUAUUGAUAAUGCAGGCCAAACCAGAGAGAUAAGCUUAUCUACUGGAUCCGUGUGGAGUUGCACUGAGGUACACGCCCAACAUAUUCACACAGGUAUAUAUGCAGCGGGCCUCUUCGGUCUCAUAUUGAUACGCAUAACAGAAUAUUUUUCUCAUGACUCGUGAUCCUUUGGUACUUGCAGUCUAAAGAUAAAAAGCAACAUUUUCAAAUGUGCUGUCAGGGCAAGGCUGGUCAGGGUCAUCGCAGUGAAUCAAUUGCUUGGUAUGCCCAAACUAUUGUGUAUUAUACUAUAUUUCCAAAUAAAAAAACAAAUGAAAAGAUUAUUGAAGAAAAA